Molecule: messenger RNA, 1250 nt
Organism: Cryptomeria japonica (Japanese cedar)
Lineage: Eukaryota; Viridiplantae; Streptophyta; Pinopsida; Cupressales; Cupressaceae
Product: truncated transcription factor CAULIFLOWER A
Exons: 8
Coding region: 350-1003 (217 amino acids)
Biological process (GO): positive regulation of transcription by RNA polymerase II
Cellular component (GO): nucleus
Molecular function (GO): RNA polymerase II cis-regulatory region sequence-specific DNA binding; protein dimerization activity; DNA-binding transcription factor activity, RNA polymerase II-specific
Source: RefSeq, a predicted model, not a curated record
GCAAACAAAAAUAUGCAAUACAUUCACGCAUUGGAUUCUACGUAUUAUUAGACGAUUAGCAGAUUUUUAGUGUCUCAGGAUGCAUUUCACUUGGCUCUAAAGAAUUUUAUCAUCAACUUCAAGAUGCACGUUCGUUUAGUAGCAAAGAAAGGGAGUCUAACAGAUGUGAAUCUUAUUAUCAUCGGCUUGGAUAUACAUUAUUGUGGAAGGCCUCAUUUAAUCGUUUCAAUGUGGCUGUACUGGUGCCUUAGGUCCAUUUGAUUUGGGUACGUUUUUCUCUUUCGCUGAGCAUCAUCUCUGCUGGAAAGGGAAAAAAUGGGCCGAGGAAGGAUCGAAGUGAAAAAGAUUGAUGACAGAAAGAAUUAGGAUAAUCACGUUUUGCAAAAGGCGAGACGGCCUGAUGAAGAAGGCACGGGAGCUUUCCGUGUUGUUCGGCGCCCAAGUGGGCCUCAUUAUCUUUUCUCAUACUGCCAAGCUCUCUCAUUUCUCCAGCCCCAGGGACCUUGAUGAAAUUAUUCAAAUGUAUUAUGAAUCUAUUGAAGGUUGUAAUAAAUCACCACAUGAGUCACAACACAAAUCAGAAGAGGUCGUAGGAUUGAUGCAAAAAAUACAGUCCAAGGAGAAAAUAGUUAGGGCUUUAAUGGGGCAGGAACUGUCUUCUCUGUCUUUCACUGACUUGGAACAAUUGGAGUACCAGGUUCAACUAGGAGUGAAUAGAAUAAGAGUGAGAAAGAUGCUGUGGCAGAACCAACUUGUGGAGGAGCUCCAAAGGAAGGAGGAUGAGUUACAAAGAGAUAAUGAUGCACUGCACAAAAUGAUGCAGCUCUCUGAAGAAGGAAAAUAUGUAGAGAGAAUUGUCAACAAUAAUGGUGGGAUUCCAUCAACUGUAAUAGCUACCAGCCCUUGGCAGCAAAACUUUCUGCAACCAUGGCAGGGAAAUAAAUCACUGGCACGUCUACCUGAGCAGGAGCAUCGGCGCUCCAUAAUGCAAGGGUGGCAGUGAUCAAAGUAUUUCUAUACCAUAACAAUUGAUGCCAAAUUGCAGUAGUUUUAGAUGGUUUUGAUGUUAUGGUGGGAGCCAAAAUGGUCAUGGAUACGUUGUUAAAUAAAUUCCAAAUAAUUUGAUGGGUAUGUAAGAACUGUUAGUGCCUGUCCUAUUAUUUGAACUAAAAUGUUUAAGACGUUUUUUUCAUUAAAUUAAAUUUUUAUUUUUAUUUUUUCAAAAUAAAUUAAAGAUAGAUUUUAAGAGA